Molecule: messenger RNA, 2061 nt
Organism: Parasteatoda tepidariorum (common house spider)
Lineage: Eukaryota; Metazoa; Arthropoda; Arachnida; Araneae; Theridiidae
Gene: AP-2mu
Product: adaptor protein complex 2, mu subunit
Biological process (GO): intracellular protein transport; vesicle-mediated transport
Cellular component (GO): clathrin adaptor complex
Source: RefSeq, a predicted model, not a curated record
UUAUAUGAAGUAUGUAAUUUCAGUUAUUUGUUUUCACGAUAAUAUUUCCUUUAGUUGCAGCACUAUUAAUUAAAUAUCAUUAUAUUUAUACGUUGAACCUUUGUGCAACUACUGCUGACGUUAAACUUAUUCUUUCGCCUUGUUAAUCUAAAUUGUUAAUUAAAUACUAGUUGUUCUUUAUUUACAAGUUAUUAAUUACACUUGCACUAUUGUAUUCUCUCUUACUAGCUUCAUAUUAUAUUUUUAUAUGGUUAUAAGCUUUUCAAUUUCGUUUCUUUCGGAAAUGACAUUUGACUAAACAAUUCCAGGUCGGAUAUAACAGAAACAUGAUUGGAGGGUUAUUUAUUUACAACCAUAAAGGAGAGGUGCUAGUAUCUAGAGUUUUUAGAGAUGACAUAGGAAGAAAUGCUGUGGAUGCAUUCCGUGUGAAUGUCAUUCACGCUAGACAACAAGUACGUAGUCCAGUCACCAACAUAGCUCGCACCAGUUUUUUCCACAUUAAACGAAGCAACAUCUGGUUGGCUGCUGUAACUAAGCAAAAUGUCAAUGCAGCUAUGGUAUUUGAAUUCCUUCUUAAAAUGGUAGAAGUAAUGCAGUCUUACUUUGGAAAAAUAAGUGAAGAGAAUGUAAAGAAUAAUUUUGUCUUAAUUUAUGAGCUUCUUGAUGAAAUAUUAGAUUUUGGAUAUCCACAGAAUACAGAUACCGGGAUUCUGAAGACCUUUAUUACCCAGCAAGGAGUAAAAUCUCAAACCAAGGAGGAACAGACCCAGAUUACAACUCAAGUCACUGGUCAGAUCGGAUGGCGUCGCGAGGGAAUUAAGUACCGGAGAAACGAGUUGUUCCUGGAUGUUUUGGAGUAUGUCAACCUGUUAAUGUCUCCUCAGGGUCAAGUUUUGAGCGCUCACGUUGCUGGAAGAGUUGUAAUGAAGUCUUACCUUUCCGGUAUGCCUGAAUGUAAAUUUGGAAUCAAUGACAAAAUCACCAUGGAAAGCAAAGGCAAAUCUACCACACUGGAUGACCCAAGUCGCAGCACGGGUAAAACAUCGAUUGCAAUUGACGAUUGCCAGUUCCACCAAUGUGUCAAACUGAGCAAGUUCGAGAGUGAGCAUAGCAUCAGUUUUAUUCCUCCAGAUGGAGAAUUCGAACUGAUGCGUUACAGAAUCACAAAGGAUAUUAGUUUCCCCUUUCGUAUUAUACCCCUCGUUAGAGAAGUAGGCCGUACCAAGAUGGAAGUCAAAGUUGUCUUAAAAUCUAAUUUUAAAUCUUCUCUCAUUGGACAGAAAAUCGAAGUCCGCAUUCCUACCCCUUUAAAUACUAGUGGUGUUCAACUCAUCUGCAUGAAGGGCAAAGCUAAGUACAAAGCCAGUGAGAAUGCUAUUGUAUGGAAAAUCAAGCGUAUGGCAGGUAUGAAAGAAACCCAGUUGAGUGCUGAAAUUGAGCUUUUGCAAACCGAUACUAAAAAGAAGUGGAAUCGUCCUCCUAUAUCAAUGAAUUUCGAAGUACCUUUUGCUCCAUCUGGCUUGAAAGUUCGUUACUUGAAAGUGUUUGAACCAAAACUUAACUAUAGUGAUCAUGACGUUAUUAAAUGGGUUCGUUACAUCGGAAGGAGUGGCCUAUAUGAAACCCGUUGCUAAUAUUUAAAUGAAUAUUGCAUGCUUUUUGAAUGUAUGUUUAGCUUGUAUGUUCCCAAGAGGAAAGUCGAUAUUUAUGGUAAAAAAUUGUUAACUCUCUGAUGUACUCUAAGCAAAAUUUAUUCUAAAUGGUGUAACCUUUUGUUAUUACUAAAAUAUUCUCAUCUUGUUGAAUGUAAGCACACAGUAUUUUAGUGUUAGCUUCACUGUUAUAGCAAUAAAUCAUGAAGUAUUAAGUGUUCAUCUAUAUUUUAUCUUCAUUUAUUUAUAAAAAAAAAAUUGUUUUAUAUUCAAAAUUGUCUUAUUUCCUUGUUAUACUUUCAAAACUUUAUACCUAUUAAUUUCUUGUUUUAUCAGGAGAUUGUGCAUUAUGUAUUUUACAUUUCUGAUUUUGAUAUCGAAAUAAAAUUUGAAUAUUGAGGCCUCCUUA